AUGGCAUCAAGGAAGCUGUGGAGAUGGGAUCUACAAGUCUCUGAUCCUCAUGUAUUUUAUGAUUUGUUCAACUUGCAUAUCUGUAAAGCCUCAGCAUUGAUUAUCUUAGUUGCGGUUGUGCUAUAUGCUAAACCAACGAAGUCUGUUGUCUGGGACAUGCUGAGAAUUUAUAAUGAUUUUGUUGAUGCUCAAGAGAGACGCAGUUCUAAUCUUAACGAAAGUGAGGAGUCUGACAGCAUGACUUAUUUUACUUUGACAGAUUCAACUUGCAGCUUCGGAUUAUAUUGGUAUGAUGGACUCAUUGCAACCGGGACUGCUUCUUUGACUAAGCUUGGAGCGGCACAUUUGGAGGAAUAA
Messenger RNA from Sphenostylis stenocarpa, 357 nucleotides. The record is from the annotation of a GenBank genome assembly. NCBI's taxonomy places the organism in Eukaryota, Viridiplantae, Streptophyta, Magnoliopsida, Fabales, Fabaceae.